Molecule: messenger RNA, 2258 nt
Organism: Pyrus x bretschneideri (Chinese white pear)
Lineage: Eukaryota; Viridiplantae; Streptophyta; Magnoliopsida; Rosales; Rosaceae
Product: protein NUCLEAR FUSION DEFECTIVE 4-like
Exons: 1
Coding region: 322-2004 (560 amino acids)
Biological process (GO): transmembrane transport
Cellular component (GO): membrane
Molecular function (GO): transmembrane transporter activity
Source: RefSeq, a predicted model, not a curated record
UUCAUUUUUGGUUUUUACAGUUUGACUGGCAUUGAAGAAAUUUACUCCAUUAGUCUGAUAAAAAAAUAGCCUUCACAAAACAACGGCUAAAAACAAACCCACCCAACCUCCUCUUUAGGCUUACUUCUAGCCAUCUUGUGGCUCCACUUUUCUGUCAGUUCAAUCCUUCUGUGAAAUCUCUUCCUUUAUAUGAACCCCAAUUUCAACCCUAAUCCAUCUUACUUUUUCACUUUUCUUGCACUUUAAUGCAUUCCUAACAAAACCAUAAGGAAAAAAAAAACAAAAAAAAAAACAAAACAUUCAUAAUUCCAAGCCAGUAAAAUGAGUAGUAAUGGCAGCAUGGGAUGCAGUGAAAUUGGCCAGUUUUCGUGGCAUAUUCUUAAUGGAAGAUGGUUCAGUGUGUUCGCCUCGUUCCUUAUCAUGGCCGGAGCCGGUGCCACUUAUCUGUAUGGUACCUAUUCCAAAGAGAUCAAGGCCACUCUUGGCUAUGACCAAACAGAAAUCAACAUGUUAGGCUUCUCCAAAGAUCUUGGUGCAAAUGUCGGUGUCCUCUCUGGCCUAAUCGGCGAAGUAACCCCAGUUUGGUUCGUGCUCAUAGUCGGCGCAGUCAUGAACUUUGCCGGAUACUUUAUGAUUUGGCUGGCUGUCACCCAGAGAAUUCCCAAGCCUAAAGUUUGGCAGAUGUGCGUUUACAUCUGCAUUGGAGCCAACUCUCAAAACUUUGCAAAUACAGGAGCUCUUGUCACUUGUGUCAAGAAUUUCCCGGAGAGCAGAGGUGUUAUGCUCGGUCUGUUAAAGGGUUUUACUGGACUCAGUGGAGCUAUCCUGACACAAAUUUACUUGGCAGUCUAUGGAAACGAUUCAAAAUCCUUGAUUCUGCUUAUCGGGUGGCUCCCUGCUGCAGUAUCAAUAAUUUUUGUAUACAGCAUUCGACCAAUGAAAGUUGUUAGGCAACCCAAUGAGCUCCAAGUCUUUUACCAUUUCCUCUACAUCUCAGUUGUCCUUGCCUUAUUUCUCAUGGUUAUGAGUCUACUUCAGAAAACGAUAAAUUUCUCCCAUGCUGCCUAUGCAGCAACCGCAACCGGAGCAAUUUUUUUACUCUUUCUCCCUCUUGGCAUUGCCAUUCGUGAAGAACUAGUCAUUUGGAAUCAGCUGAAACAACCUGUUGAUCCUCCAACUGAGGUCAAAGUUGAGAAACCAGGAGAAACUGAAUUUAAAAAGGAUGAAUCGAAAGACAAAGAAUUAGAGAGACCUGAGCCAGGUUGUUUCUCUGACAUAUGCAACAAACCACCAAGAGGAGAAGACUACACCAUUUUACAAGCACUACUGAGUGUAGACAUGCUCAUAUUAUUCAUUGCAACAUUAUGUGGACUUGGAUCAAGCUUGACAGCGGUAGACAACUUGGGACAAAUUGGUGAGUCUUUAGGUUAUCCAACGAAAACAGUUCGAGCUUUUGUCUCAUUGACAAGCAUAUGGAAUUACUUUGGGAGGGUCUUUUCUGGGUUUAUCUCGGAAAGCCUACUCAUCAGGUAUAGAAUUCCGAGACCGUUAGUGAUGACAGGUGCUCUUGUUCUAUCAUGUGUUGGCCUCCUCCUCAUUGCCUUCCCUGGCCCUGGUUCAGUUUAUGUGGCAUCAGUGAUCAUAGGGUUUGCUUUUGGCGCUCAGUUGCCAUUGCUUUUCGCAAUUAUUUCUGAGCUCUUUGGUCUUAAGCACUUUGCAACGUUGUUCAAUUGUGGGCAAAUAGCAAGUCCCCUUGGCUCCUAUCUUCUAAAUGUGAAGCUCACUGGGGCGCUCUAUGAUAAAGAGGCAAGGAAAGAGCUAGCAAAGAGAGGGUUGACGAGGUCACAAGUGAAGGACUUGACAUGCAUUGGGAAUCACUGUUAUCAGUUGUCUUUCACAAUUUUAGCUGCUGUUACAUUCCUUGGUGCUCUUGUGUCCCUAAUUUUGGUGUAUAGGACGCGAGCGUUCUACAAGGGUGACAUAUACAAGAAAUAUAGACAGUAGAUACUCUUUUUUGGUUGGUUUAUGACUGCCAAAACAGACACCGGUAAUUUGGAUGAGGAGCCUACAGAGAAAUUACGAACUUGAUGAUUAUACAUAAUGAUAAAUUAUAUUGAAUUUCUAGGAAAUAUCUUCACAACCCUAGUGUUUUUAUGCUUUUCAAAGCGUUAGCGAAGUUUACUUCACAAAAUUCUCAGCUCUGCUACCGAUCAAAAGAAAGAAUGUACUCGGGAAAGUGGCGUUUUUGGUUUAUUUGG